This is a messenger RNA of Schistocerca cancellata (South American locust), 2220 nucleotides long. It is a transcript of the gene mEFTu1, whose product is annotated as elongation factor Tu, mitochondrial. Lineage: Eukaryota; Metazoa; Arthropoda; Insecta; Orthoptera; Acrididae. Gene Ontology annotation, molecular function: translation elongation factor activity; GTP binding; GTPase activity. The record is from RefSeq and is a predicted model, not a curated record. Gene Ontology annotation, biological process: mitochondrial translational elongation. Gene Ontology annotation, cellular component: mitochondrion. The transcript has 11 exons. The coding region runs from base 107 to 1516 and encodes 469 amino acids.
AUCUUCCUACAGCAUUAUCAUUGGUCCAAGGAGCUUAGAUGUGUAAUUUCCUUGCGUUAACAAACAAAACAGGAGAACUAAGAGAUCUGUGGCAAAGUACCUGGAAAUGGCGUGGGUUACGACGAGAAUUAUUUUUAGUCCAAUUCUACGACAGACAGUCAAGAAAGUUCUAUUUGCAGCAGAAGCACGUCAGUUGCAUUGCCAAGUCAGUGUCAAGAAACUUUUCUUACCAUCAGCACAGUUUACUAGGUCAUAUGCUGAGAAGAAAGUAUUUACACGUGACAAACCACAUUGUAAUGUGGGAACUAUUGGACAUGUUGAUCAUGGAAAAACUACACUAACAGCAGCUAUUACAAAAGUCCUCGCUGACAAGAAAUUGGCUCAAGCGAAAGGUUAUGCAGAAAUAGAUAAUGCCCCAGAAGAACGUGCGCGUGGUAUCACCAUCAAUGUUGCACAUAUUGAAUACCAGACUGACAGUCGCCAUUAUAGUCAUACAGAUUGUCCUGGUCAUGCUGACUAUAUCAAGAACAUGAUCACAGGUACAGCGCAGAUGGAUGGAGCAAUACUGGUAGUUGCUGCAACUGAUGGAGCCAUGCCACAGACAAGGGAGCACCUUCUUUUAGCAAAGCAGAUUGGUGUAAAUCACAUAGUGGUCUUUAUAAAUAAGGUUGAUGCUGCAGACAAGGAGAUGGUAGAAUUAGUUGAAAUGGAAAUGAGAGAGCUCUUGACUGAAAUGGGAUAUGAUGGUGAUAACAUACCAGUGAUAAAGGGUUCUGCCCUCUGUGCACUUGAGGGCAGAAAUCCUGAAAUGGGUGCCGAGCCAAUUUUGCAGCUUCUGGAUGAAAUUGAUAAGCACAUACCUACACCCGUAAGAGAACUGGAUAAACCAUUCAUGCUUCCGGUGGAAAAUGUUUACUCUAUACCUGGCCGUGGCACUGUAGUCACAGGACGGUUAGAAAGAGGAACUCUCAAGAAAGGCGCUGAUGUAGAAUUCAUAGGCCACAACAAAAGUGUCAAAACUACUGUUACUGGCAUUGAAAUGUUUCAUCAAAUACUGGAAGAAGCUCAAGCUGGAGACAAUCUUGGUGCAUUGGUAAGAGGUGUGAAGAGGGAUGAACUUCGCCGUGGGAUGAUAAUGUGUAAACCUGGUACUAUGAAAGCUGAGGAUCAUGUGGAAGCUCAGGUUUACAUUCUGAGUAAAGAGGAAGGAGGAAGACAUAAGCCAUUUAUGUCGUAUAUUCAACUGCAGAUGUUCUCAAAAACAUGGGACAUUGCAUCACAAAUUGUAAUACCUGAAAAGGAAAUGGUAAUGCCAGGAGAGGACGCAAAGUUGGAGUUGAAAAUGUUCAGGCCAAUGGCACUAGAACAAGGGCAGAGGUUCACACUCAGAGAUGGAACUGCGACACUGGGAACAGGUGUUAUCACAAAAGUACUGAGUCGGCUUUCAGAAAAAGAAAGGAUGGCAUUAACAGGAGGAAAGAAGGCACGUGAUAAGCUUGCAGAAGAAAGCAAAUAAAUAACACAGACAUUAAUAAAAUUAAUGUAGAUUCAAAAUAGACUGAUUCUGCUGAAACAUACAGUCUACAGUGGCCAUUGUACAUAUGAAUUACUACGUAAUUCUCCAGUCACUGUAAAAUGUUCCAGAAAGAAUUGCAAAAGACAGUGAAUGUUCUGAACAGUGCAUAUAUAUUGUGAAUUGUUUUGUGUUUUACCUGUUGCUUCUAUUGUGAAUUGUUCACGAAUCAUAGUUGUGUACUGACGGUUUUUUACAUGUAAUGUUUGUCUAAAGUGCAUUAGCAUCUCUGAUUCUGAGCUACACAUUAAGAUGAUAUGAGCCUGGGAAAUUCGAAGUCUUGUGAGGAAUGGUUUAGCUACCAUUUCUUUCAUGUAUUCUGUUAACCUAUCACAUCAGGAAAAACUUCAGAAUUUUGUGUUUUCAACUAAAACAGUUGAUGUGUUAGCUACACAUUAAUGACGACAAACUUUCAUCUCUGAAUAACAUGCAUUAUUGUGAAAAUACGUUUUUUUGAUCAAGUAAUGUGAACUCAUAAUAUUAUUCUUAUAAUGAAAUUUAUUACUUUCUGUGGUAGUUAUUGCACUUAAAUUUAAGUUGUCACAGUAAAUGGACCUUGUUUCACCUUUUCCAAGUCUAUAAAUGUUACAACUGGCAUGUGUACUGUUUGACAGAGUAUAUAAAAAUUUCCACUUUAUUAUUAAUAA